Cannabis sativa is the source of this 693-nucleotide messenger RNA. Its product is annotated as secreted RxLR effector protein 161-like. The transcript has a single exon. The record is from RefSeq and is a predicted model, not a curated record. NCBI's taxonomy places the organism in Eukaryota, Viridiplantae, Streptophyta, Magnoliopsida, Rosales, Cannabaceae. The coding region runs from base 1 to 693 and encodes 230 amino acids.
AUGCAAAAGAUUCCCUAUGCUUCGGCUAUUGGUAGUCUAAUGUAUGCUCAAGUUUGUACGCGUCCAGAUAUAGCGUACAUUGUUGGAGUGUUAGGAAGAUACUUAAGCAAUCCAGGAAUCGAUAACUGGAAAGCAGCCAAAAAGGUUAUGAGAUAUUUGAAGAGAACAAGAGAGUACAUGCUCACAUAUAGGAGGUUAGAUCACUUUGAGAUCAUUGGAUAUUCCGACUCCGACUUUGCGGGAUGCCAAGAUAGUAGGAGAUCUACUUCGGGCUACAUAUAUCUGUUAGGUGGUGGAGCUAUAUCAUGGAGGAGUGCAAAACAAACACUCAUAGCUUCAUCUACCAUGGCAGCAAAAUUUGUUGCAUGUUAUGAGGCAUCCAACCAUGGUAUAUGGCUGAGGAACUUUGUCACUGGGCUGCGCAUUGUGGAUGGAAUUGAAAGACCACUUAAGUUGUAUUGUUACAAUAAGUCAGGUGUAUUGUAUUUCAACAAAAAUAGGAGCUCGACGAAGUCAAAACACAUUGACAUCAAGUUCCUUGUUGUAAAAGAAAGGGUACAAAGUGGACAGAUUUGUAUAGAACACUUAGGUACAAACUCCAUGAUUGCAGACUCCCUUACUAAGGGUUUGCCACCCAAGGUCUUUCAUGAGCACACUGCUCGUAUAAGUGUUUUAGAUUAUGAGGAUAUCUAG